AUGGUGCUCGAUUUAGACCAAUUUCGAACCGAUAAAGGCGGUGAUCCUGAAGUAAUCAGAGAAACUCAAAGAAAAAGGUUCAAAGAUGUGUCACUUGUGGAUAAACUAGUACACGCAGACACAGAAUGGAGAAAAUGUCGUUUCACUGCCGACAACCUCAACAAGGCAAAGAAUUUAUGCAGCAAGACAGUUGGAGAGAAAAUGAAGAAGAGGGAGCCAGUUGGGGAUGACGAGGAUUCUGUACCAGACGACGCCCAGAACUUAGAGGCCCURACGGCAGACACACUAUCGCCCCUCACGGUCACCCAGAUCAAGAAGGUCCGUCUGCUUGUAGAUGAGGCAGUGCAGAAAUCUGACAGUGAGAGGGUAAAGCUGGAGGAGGAGCGCUUUCAAUACCUGCGAGAGAUCGGGAACCUCCUGCAUCCAUCUGUGCCCAUCAGUAAUGAUGAGGAUGCUGAUAACAAAGUGGAGCGCACCUGGGGAGACUGUACUGUGCAGAAGAAGUAUUCCCACGUAGACCUGGUUGUCAUGAUCGACGGCUACGACGGAGAGAAAGGAGCUAUAGUGGCUGGGAGCCGUGGCUACUUCCUCAAAGGGCCGCUAGUUUUCCUGGAGCAGGCAUUGAUCACUUAUGCUCUGCGGAUGCUCCACAGCAAGAACUACGAAAUGCUCUACACCCCCUUCUUCAUGAGGAAAGAGGUCAUGCAGGAGGUGGCCCAGCUCAGCCAGUUUGAUGAUGAACUUUACAAGGUGAUUGGGAAGAGCAGCGAGAAAUCUGAGGACACGGCCAUAGAUGAGAAGUACCUGAUUGCCACCUCAGAGCAGCCCAUCGCAGCCUUCCUAAGGGACGAGUGGCUGAAGCCAGAGGACCUGCCAAUGCGCUACGCCGGCCUCUCCACCUGCUUCAGACAGGAAGUGGGUUCCCACGGGCGUGACACCCGAGGCAUCUUCAGGGUGCACCAGUUUGAGAAGAUAGAGCAGUUUGUUUUUGCCUCUCCUCAUGACAACAAGUCCUGGGAGAUGAUGGAUGAGAUGAUUGGGACGGCUGAAGAGUUCUACCAGACACUAGGGAUCCCCUACCGCAUCAUCAACAUAGUCUCGGGUGCUCUGAACCAUGCAGCCAGUAAGAAGCUGGACUUGGAGGCCUGGUUCCCAGGCUCCGCAGCCUUCAGAGAGCUGGUCUCCUGCUCCAACUGUUUAGACUACCAGGCCCGUCGGCUGCGUAUCCGCUACGGACAGACUAAAAAGAUGAUGGACAAGGCUGACUAUGUGCACAUGCUCAACGCAACCAUGUGUGCCACCACACGUGUAAUGUGUGCUAUCCUGGAGACGUACCAGACCGAAGAGGGUGUCGUCAUUCCAGAGGUACUCCGGAACUUCAUGCCGCCAGGUAUGACAGAGAUGCUGAAGUUUGUGAAGCCUGCGCCUAUUGACGUGGAGACGUCCAAGAAGCAGAAGAAGCAGCAGGAUGGAGGGAAGAAGAAGAAACAGGGAGGUGGAGACCAGCUCCAGAACCAAGUGGAGAACAUGUCUGUCAACGAUUCUUAAGACACCAUCAUCAUUCCUAUCCUUAAGUUCCCGUCACUUAUUAUCACAGAGCCCUGUUCUACUGUAGAACCAGAGUACUUUGGAAAAGGGAAAGGCCAUUGGCGUUGUUAGGGAAACAGCUUGGGGGUAAUGGUAAUGUUAGGUCUGCUGCAUGCAAUUGUCGUCACUAAGAUCCAAACAAAGUCUAUCAAGUCUGAACUCUGGAAUUCUGUGAAAUUUCGUUUGAAGCAACUUUGCGUGUAUAUAAGGUGCUUUAAGAAAUAAGGUUGCUUUGAUGUUCUGAACUCAAUUUUUAUUAUCUUAUUGCAUAUCACCAUAAAUCACACACGUAAUCUGGACCCAUUGUUUUCCUACAUUGUUGCUUGCCUUUAGGUCAUUUGCUUCUAAUUACGUCUGUAUGUACUAUUGUAAGACGAGGCAUUGAUAAAGUGGUGCGCUGUAACAAUACAAAAUCUGAAUGACA
Salvelinus sp. IW2-2015 is the source of this 2011-nucleotide messenger RNA. RefSeq names its product serine--tRNA ligase, cytoplasmic. Gene Ontology annotation, molecular function: tRNA binding; ATP binding; serine-tRNA ligase activity. Gene Ontology annotation, cellular component: cytosol. The record is from RefSeq and is a predicted model, not a curated record. Lineage: Eukaryota; Metazoa; Chordata; Actinopteri; Salmoniformes; Salmonidae. Gene Ontology annotation, biological process: seryl-tRNA aminoacylation.